Messenger RNA from Zingiber officinale, 760 nucleotides. RefSeq lists its product as uncharacterized. The record is from RefSeq and is a predicted model, not a curated record. NCBI's taxonomy places the organism in Eukaryota, Viridiplantae, Streptophyta, Magnoliopsida, Zingiberales, Zingiberaceae. The coding region runs from base 92 to 565 and encodes 157 amino acids. The transcript has a single exon.
AUCCAGCUCCCCAUAUAGCACUCAUGUCUCCCUCCUUCCCUUCUUGACCUGAAGCAAAUACCACCGUUACUAGCUAGCUACCUUCGACGACAUGGCCAACAACGUCGAUGAGGACUUCGAGGAAGAGGAGGUUUGGGCGACUCUGGUGGAUAAUGGUAUCGAUCACCCUACUCCAAAAAACCAGCCAACGUCUCGUGCUGCUGCUAACUGGAGCCCUUCAAGUGAUGCGAGGAUGAUGAUUCCGUGUGGUAGGGGAGUACUGAGUGCUCAAAGCACUCCUCCAGUCAGCAUCCGGCCUGACUGGUCUAAGAUCCUCGAGCGCGUACAGGGAAGUACUAGUCAUGGUGAAGAAUUAGGUGGUGGAAGAAAUGACAAUGUCAGCGAUGGCGAUGAUGAUGAAGAUGAUGGGGAUCCUCCCCAUGAGUGGCUGGCCAAGAAGAUGGCCAAGACUCACAUCUCAUCCUCUGUCUGUGAAGGAUCCGGGCGGACCCUCAAGGGAAGGGAUCUAAGCAAGGUGAGGAAUGCUGUGCUCACCAAGACUGGUUUCUUAGAGGAAGAGAUAUAAUAUAGAGGUUAAACUACUUGAUCGUAUGGUACCAUAAUUAAGAACUUUGAUAUCUUAUCUUCUUCCUUGUUUUGGUUUAAUUUGUUUUGCAAAGGAGCUAGCAGUGAGAUUUUGUUCGCGUAAGGGAAUUAUCAAGGAUGUUACGCUGCUCAUAUAUAGUUGGGCUAGCUAAUUUUGUGAAAUUUUGCAUGUGAC